UUCGAAACAUAAACCGAAUUUUAUUCAGUACUCUCUCUCUCUCUCUUUCUCUGUCUCUCCCAUUCCCUCUCUGUGUCGAUCAAAUCGGGUUCCGAUGCUGCGAGCAAACCCUAGAGCAAUCUCGUCCCUCCAAUGGCGGGCUAAAACCCUCACUCCCCCACGCUAUCGCCUUCACUGAUAUCCCCACACCCCCCGCUGCAUGGACCGCGACAAGCUCGCCGCGACGCUCCCCCGACCAAACCCUAGGAACCUCCCUCCCUUCCUCAAGCCAAUGCCCGCCGAGCUGCCGCCCCAGAAGGCACCUCCCUCGAUCCUCGACCGCUUCAGGGCCCUGCUGAAGCUCCGCGACGAUGAGGGGCUCUCCCCUCCCGGCUCCGACGAGAUCGUCCGCAUCUACGAGUCCAUGCUCACCGAGCUGACGUUCAAUUCCAAGCCCAUCAUCACCGACCUCACGAUUAUCGCCGGCGAGCAGAAGGCCAACGGAGAGGGCAUCGCGGAUGCUAUCUGUGCUAGGAUUAUUGAGGCCCCUGUCGACCAGAAACUGCCAUCACUGUAUCUGUUGGAUAGCAUUGUCAAGAAUAUCGGGAAGGAAUAUGUUAGGCACUUUUCUUCCCGACUGCCGGAGGUUUUCUGUGAGGCAUAUCGACAAGUGGAUCCCAGCAUGUAUGGGUCUAUGCGGCACCUUUUUGGGACUUGGUCAACAUAUUUCCCUCCUCAAGUUCUUCGGAAGAUUGAGACAGAGCUGCGAUUCUCAACUCAGGAACGUAAUCAGACUGGUGGGGUGACUUCUCUGAGGUCUCCUGAGUCUCCUCGUCCAUCUCAUGGCAUCCAUGUCAAUCCAAAGUAUGUGCGCCAGUUGGAUCAUUCAGCAGUAGAUAGUGUAGGAACCCAGAGGUUGACAUCACCUGGACAAUAUUUAGGUCCAUCACCUUCUUUGACUGCUGAGAAGCUGCAAGCAUCCUCUAGAAUUGCUCCUGAAAAGCCCUUUUCUUCAGAGUUUGAUGAAUUCUCAGUCAAAAAUUCUCCAAGGAAAUAUGAGAAGUCCUCUCCAUCUCAUCCAGCCUUUGAGUAUGGCCAUGGAAGAUUGAAUACUCGAAUGAAAUACUAUUCUGAAGACGCUCGCAAUCGGCUCGACGCAUCUACAUCUUCUAAUGUCGUCAAUGGGCGCGGGCAUCAGAAUCUUAGAGCUUUAAUUGAUGCCUAUGGGAAUGAUGAAAGGGAAAGUUCCUUGAAAAGUAGGCCUUUAGCUGUUGAUCGUGUGGGCAAUAACAAGGUAGCUGCGAUCUCUUGGCAAGAUACUGAAGAACAGGAGUUUGACUGGGAAAAUAUGAACCCAACAUUAGCAGAUGGGAGUCGGAGGAAUGAGACUAUGCCUUUUGGACGGCAUGGAGUUCCUUCAGAAACUGAUAUUCAUCGGAAAUGGUCCAGUCAGCCUCGGUUUCCUUCUGUUGAUGAAUCCAAACAUUCUGCUGGAAAUGCAAUCAUGCUGCUCGAUGGUGACCGUGGAUUGAAGAAGCUAUCAGCAUUAAGAAGCGACACAAAUCAGAGCAUGGCUUCUCGCUAUUCUCAGGAAGCAAGGACCGGGCCCAACAAUCUUCCUCAGACUUCACGGUACAUUGUUAACAGAGGAACCACAAGGAAUUUCGCAGCGGCAUUUUCUUCCAGUGGUAUGCACUCAUCUGCAGAAGAACCUCUGAAUGUCGAGGCACAGUUUGCCAAUCCAACUUCAUCAUUAGACUUGUUUCCCUCUAUUAAUCAGCACAAGUCUCAGCUGCCCCUUGUGAACUCUAUACCUCCAAGCAUGAUGCAGAUUAGGGGUUCAUUCCACCCCCCAGUUGCUAAUACUGUAACAGAUCGAGAGCCAAAUCAGGCUUUAAAUAAUUUAGAUAGCAGGGAGAUGAUUCCGAAGAACCCUGCAAUUUUCCCGAACCAGCAACAAGUUCUAUUGCCUCUGAGUCAGUGCAGUCAAGCACAGGCCACUCCCUUACCUUCACAGUUUCUCCAUCAGAAGGCUCAAGAAAAUUUCCUUCAGCCUCCUGUUUCAACGUCAUACCAUGGACCUGCACCUUCCUUGAAUUAUGUAUCUUUUCCGCAGGGUCCCCUUCGUGCAAUGCCUCCAGCGCCUGGGGUGCACCCUUCUUUACCAAUCUCGAACAUUCCGAGCAGCUCCUUUCAUCUUCCCAGGGGAUCCAUGCCUUCCCUGCCUACAGCUGCCCCUUCUUUGCCAGCUUUACCAAUUUCACAAGGUCCUGGAGUCGCAUACUCUGGUUUGAUAAGUUCUCUCAUGGCUCAAGGUUUGAUCUCGCUGGCAAAUCAAGCCCCUGUACAGGACUCUGUUGGACUUGAGUUCGAUGUGGACCGUCUUAAGGUUCGACAUGAAUCUGCUGUUAGAGCUCUGUAUGCUGAUUUGCCCAGGCAAUGCACAACAUGUGGGCUCCGGUUUAGAAGCCAAGAUGAGCACAGCAGUCACAUGGACUGGCAUGUGACCAAGAAUCGGACUGCAAAGAAUCGUAAACACAAAUCUUCUCGGAAAUGGUUUGUCAGCACGAGCAUGUGGCUUAGUGGUGCGGAGGCAUUGGGUGCUGAGGCAGUUCCUGGGUUCUUGCCCACGGAGACGGUUGAAGAGAAGAAGAGCGAUGAGGAAAUGGCUGUUCCGGCCGAUGAAGAUCAGAAUGUAUGUGCUCUCUGCGGAGAGUCAUUCGAAGAUUUUUUUAAUGAUGAGACAGAGGAGUGGAUGUAUAAAGGAGCAGUUUACUUGAAUGCGCCUCUUGAUGGUUCAACAGCGGGAUUAGAUAGGUCUCAGUUAGGUCCUAUAGUUCAUGCUAAGUGCAGGUCAGAAUCAAGUGGUGCACCCCCCGAAAAUUUUGGACAAGGGGGAAGCAUUGAAGAGAGCAGUCAAAGAAAACGGUUGCGGUUGAGUUAAUUAUCAAUUGUCAAUGCUCCCUUCCCUGUAAAAUUUGUUCAUCUCCUCAGUACUGGCGGUAAAUCUCCCGACCUCAUCUUUCACCAAGAGUUUGGAGCUCGACAUUUGCCAGCCUUGAGCCCAUAAUCUUUGUACAUGUAAUACUUGAGCAUCAUAAAAUGCAACAUCAGUUUGAGAGGAAAAAAGGGGCUUUACACAUCUCCCUCCCUUAUGACGAUUCGUUCUGCGGCUCUUCCCAAUGUUUACGGCCGCAUCUGGAGAUAAAUUAGGAACUGUUGUCAACUGUUAAGUGUAUUUUUUUCAAUGAUCUGAAUUCUGAACUAAUAGGAAAUGAAAGUGGAGUUGCUCUCUCCCUCCCUACCCCCACCUUCUUCUCUCUCCCCCUCUUUUUUCUGCAUACUGUGCAGGUAAUGAAGGCAAAUGUUUCGAGUUGGUCUCAUGCGCAUUUCUAAUCCCAGUCGAUCCGACGCGUGACAAGAAGAAAUGAAGACAUGGAUUCUCCUGUUAGAUGAGGAAGGAUGUACGCUUGUCUUACUUAAAAACCAUUUCUCUUUCAACACUGAGUUUUAGCUGUGGACUGUUUUUAGACCGCAUGAUAAUGCUUAAUGUAGAGUGAAUACUA
Punica granatum (pomegranate) is the source of this 3545-nucleotide messenger RNA. NCBI's taxonomy places the organism in Eukaryota, Viridiplantae, Streptophyta, Magnoliopsida, Myrtales, Lythraceae. The record is from RefSeq and is a predicted model, not a curated record.